AUGGAUUCUACGAAUCCAUAUAGUCAGUCCAGCAAUUUUGUUGACCUUUUGAACAGUCAACAAGAUUCAUUCCUUCCUGAACAGUCACCAACCUCCAUUCCUUCCUGUCCCUAUGCGAGUAUCUCGCAUGGUGGUGAGCUCCGAUCAUCACAGCUCCAUGUGUUCAGUACUCAAUGUACUGAACCUUCAAGCUUCUGUGAAGACUCACCUACAGAGCGGAGGGAAAGAAAGAAGUGGACAGUCACAGAUGAUCUAGUGCUCAUUAGCGCAUGGUUAAACACUAGCAAGGACCCUGUGAUUGGGAACGAGAAGAAAGCGGUGAAACAAGAGGUGAAACAAGCAGCCAUCCAAUGUAAGCAAAGGUGGCAGAAGAUGAACGAUCUUGUAUCCAAGUUUUGUGGAGCCUAUGCGGCUGCAACAAGACAGAGAACAAGUGGUCAGAACGAGGCUGAUACUUUAAAACUGGCACACAAAAUCUUCUACAACGAUCAGAAGAUUAAAUUUAAUCUUCACCAUGCUUGGGAGGAGCUGAGGAAUGACCAGAAAUGGUGUGAAGUUGCUAGUAGCAGGCGCGAUGUAAGUGGUAAGAAGAGAAAGUGUGAUGAUGGAGCACAAUCAGAAAGCUCUCAAGCAACUUCCAACCUCGGUGAUGAACCAACUAACCGACCUCCUGGCGUUAAGGCAGCCAAAAGAGCCUCUGGUAAGAGAAGCAUCGCAGAUAGCCUGUCUGCCUCUGAGUAUUAG
Brassica napus (rape) is the source of this 744-nucleotide messenger RNA. RefSeq names its product glutathione S-transferase T3-like. Lineage: Eukaryota; Viridiplantae; Streptophyta; Magnoliopsida; Brassicales; Brassicaceae. The record is from RefSeq and is a predicted model, not a curated record. The transcript has a single exon. Bases 1 to 744 code for a protein of 247 amino acids.